This is a messenger RNA of Parasteatoda tepidariorum (common house spider), 967 nucleotides long. Its product is annotated as rRNA-processing protein UTP23 homolog. Gene Ontology annotation, cellular component: small-subunit processome. The record is from RefSeq and is a predicted model, not a curated record. Lineage: Eukaryota; Metazoa; Arthropoda; Arachnida; Araneae; Theridiidae.
GAAUUUUUUUUUAUUGAAAUAGGCUCUCCUAAAGGAAAAAAUUUACUUGGUUAAAUACAUUUUCUUCAUAAAAAGAAGUUGAAUUCUAAUCUAUUAUCAUCUCAACUCAUCUUUUGUUUCCUGUGUUUGUAAACAAAUGCAUUGACAUGCUUUAAGGAGCAAUUCGUCGCUUUUAGUUAAUUUUUUUUUGUUCCAAAUUUUUUGUGUAAAACAGUGCAAAAACCAUGAAGAUCACUAGGCAAAAGCAUGUACGCCGUUAUUUAAAGUUUUACAAAAAUAAUUAUCAGUUUAGAUCACCGUAUCAAAUUCUGAUUGACGCUACAUUCUGCAAUGAGGCUCUUCAAUGCAAAUUGAAUAUCAAAGAACAAGUUCCGAAAUACUUAGAAGAUCCGAAUGUAAAACUAUUUACUACUCCAUGUGUUAUAGCAGAAGUUGAAAUGUUGGCAUCUGAAGUGUAUGGUGCUAUGCUGAUUACAAAAUCUUUUAAAGCUCGCAUUUGUGGUCAUGAAAAAAAUCCUGUUACUGCCUCAGAAUGUUUAUAUUCGAUGAUUGAAAAUGGGAAUCCUGAUCAUUAUAUGAUUGCUACCCAAGAAAGAGAGCUUAGUGAAAAAUGUCGGCAAAGUCCUGGUGUUCCAUUGCUGUAUGUAAAAUACAAUGCUGUAAAUCUGGAAAAGCCAUCUGUAUUAAGUGCAGAAGAUGCUGAUAUGAAAUCUAAAGCAAGUUUAAAAUAUUCCGAAGAACAGAUUGCUUUGAUGCAAAAAUUGAAGGCCCAAUUACCCUCUGACAGUGUAGAGAGUAAGAAGACGACUAAAAGAAAAGCCAAAGGUCCAAAUCCACUUUCGUGCAAAAAGAAAAGCAAGGUUAGUGCUCCCCCACCGGAAAAGACAAAGAAAAGAAAACGACACAAAAGGAACAAGAAUAAAAUUCCUUCUGUAACUCAAAAUGAAUAAAACUUUGCUCUUAUGUA